UCUACACGAAUCUUUACCACCCUCAGAUUUCACACCUAUCACGUCAUCACUUGCAACAGCAAAGACUCCCAUAGACCCCACAUACUUCCCUCCCACGGCAACUCCCCCCACCCCCUUUAUAUUCUUCUCCACUCAAAACCAACAAAAAAAAAACAUAUUCAUUUUACUCUAAAUAAAAACCUCCAAAAUGACGAGCCGCCAUUUCUGCACCAUCAUAUCACUUUUACUGUUAUUAAUCUUCAUCUUCUCAACAUCAGUAAAUGCACAGCAGCCGUCAGAUUCGACCGCAUCCGACGAUGAUUAUGCAAUUGAAGGAAGUAGAGUAAAUCCAUCAAUGGCGUUGAUUGUGAUUGUUUUAGUUCUUGCUUUUUUCAUCACUGGAUGCAUAUCCAUUUACAUCCAACUAUGCACUGAUAACAAUUCAAUCGGAGGUCAAUCAGCUGGGAUUAGAACCAACAAUCAAACGGCGGUGAAUCUCCGUGGACUCGACCAAUCGUUACUCGACACGUUUCCGACGUUUUUGUACUCCGAUGUUAAGGAGUUGAAAUUCGGUAAAGAGUCACUCGAGUGCGCUGUUUGUUUGAACGAGUUCGAAGGAGAUGAAACGCUGCGUUUGCUUCCGAAGUGUGAUCAUGUGUUUCACUCGGAAUGUAUCGACGCUUGGCUUUCUUCGCAUAGUACUUGCCCCGUUUGUCGAGCGAACCUCGUUGUUGCUGAUGACUCGGCCGAGUCGACUCACCUGGAGGAAGGCGAGACAGGUCCGAGUUACGAGGUGGAGGUUAUUGUAGUACCGGAGUUGCCGAAGGGGAGAGUGCUGAGGUGGAACUCGACGGGCCACGUUGACUCAGUGAGUCGACUCGGGGAGGGUCGGGAGAGGUUUACGUUGAGGUUGCCAGAUGAGGUUCGGAGGCAGCUGUUGUUGGUGGCUCGGCCGAAGCUGAAGAGGACAAUUAGUAUGGUGGCUUUACCUCGGGUGUCGAGCUCGCGUCGCGGGUAUCGGAAUGGAGGAGAUGGGAGUGGAAGUAGCCGUUAUGGGCGGUUUUUUGGGAGGUCGUUUAAGUGGACGACGAAAAAUAAUGGUGGUGAUGGAGAAGGAAGUAUUGGGUCGAAGAGGUUUUUAGGGACGGUUGUAAAGCCGUUGGAGGCUUUGCCUACGCUCCCUGUUUGACUUUGACUCCUUUGCUGUAAUUGUAUGUAGGAUUUUUUUUAUUUUUUUAUUUUUAUGUUUCUGAAAGUCAAAAGCUUGUUACCAUGUCAAAAACAAUUUAACCAAAAGUUUAAAUUAAUGAUGAAACUUUAAGAGCAAGUAGUUUUAGCUACUUGCUACCCGAGGGCCGAGACUCUUAGGUGAGUGCUAAAAUGUAAAUUCUAUUUAGAAUUUUAGGAAUGUUAACUUUGGACAAUUGUUGUAUUAUCUUUGUAGAGAAAGUUGUUUUUUUUUUUUU
This is a messenger RNA of Beta vulgaris subsp. vulgaris (sugar beet), 1445 nucleotides long. Its product is annotated as E3 ubiquitin-protein ligase ATL31. The record is from RefSeq and is a predicted model, not a curated record. The transcript has a single exon. Lineage: Eukaryota; Viridiplantae; Streptophyta; Magnoliopsida; Caryophyllales; Amaranthaceae. The coding region runs from base 188 to 1168 and encodes 326 amino acids.